AUUACGGGCUUUUGAGAAAGAAAAAGAGGCCCGUACAAAAUAACAAAACCCUAGGCUGGCUUGGUCUCAUCUAUUAUUAGGGUUUGUUGCAGCCUUCUCUCAUCAUUUUGCAGCAGCAGAGGCAGGUUGAGCAAGCGAGAAAAUCGCAAUGGCAUCAGACAGGAAGCUAGCGAACCCGAUGCGAGAGAUCAAGGUUCAGAAGCUUGUUCUCAACAUCUCCGUGGGCGAGAGCGGUGAUAGACUCACCAGAGCCUCCAAGGUCUUGGAGCAGCUCUCUGGACAGACCCCUGUUUUCUCCAAAGCAAGGUAUACUGUAAGGUCUUUUGGAAUUAGGAGAAAUGAGAAGAUUGCUUGUUAUGUUACUGUGAGAGGUGACAAGGCAAUGCAGCUCUUGGAGAGCGGUCUCAAGGUGAAGGAAUACGAGCUGCUAAGGAAGAACUUCAGUGAUACUGGAUGUUUCGGCUUCGGUAUCCAGGAGCAUAUUGAUCUUGGAAUUAAGUAUGAUCCUUCUACUGGGAUUUAUGGUAUGGAUUUCUAUGUCGUCCUUGAACGCCCUGGUUACCGUGUGGGACGUCGCCGAAGAUGCAAAUCUCGUGUUGGAAUCCAGCACAGAGUAACAAAAGAGGAUGCAAUGAAGUGGUUCCAGGUCAAGUAUGAGGGUGUGAUCCUUAACAAGUCGCAGAAUAUUGGAAACUGAGUGUGAGACAAGAUUGGGAGUUUGCAGCGUAGUUCUGUGCUUUUUAGACUAGCAAUGCAUAUUUCAUCUCAUAUUUUGAAUAGUGACAGUUAUGUUUUCUUCGAACUUCCGAUGUAUCUUUACAACUGUUUUUGCUAUAAUUCUAAGUUGUGUUUCUUUCCUGCAAAA
Messenger RNA from Daucus carota subsp. sativus, 865 nucleotides. RefSeq names its product large ribosomal subunit protein uL5. Bases 149 to 697 code for a protein of 182 amino acids. Gene Ontology annotation, biological process: translation. Gene Ontology annotation, cellular component: cytosolic large ribosomal subunit; ribosome. Gene Ontology annotation, molecular function: structural constituent of ribosome; RNA binding. The record is from RefSeq and is a predicted model, not a curated record. Lineage: Eukaryota; Viridiplantae; Streptophyta; Magnoliopsida; Apiales; Apiaceae. The transcript has 3 exons.